AGCGCGCAUCGUGCCGCCUUUGCCAUGAUACGACCUUGGCGGGUUGCUGCUGCAUCGCCGAGAACAUACCCACAGCAGCCCUACAGCGGGCGGUGCGAAUAUUUGACGGCUUCACGCCCGUGAUUCGCCCUGCUAUAUUAUCCUGCUCUACUGCGCCCUGUUCCCUGUUUUUCGGAGAGUUUUGGAUCAUCACCCCGCUCCCGUUUUCAGCUGCCCCUCCUCACGUCAUCUCACCUCCUUCACCUUCACCUUCAUCAUUCGUAUACUUCGUCGCAUUCUCAGCCAUGGCGGACAUCGCAGAGCGCAUGGGGAGCCUCAACCCCUUCUCCAAAAAGUCCCGCCGUCGCGUGUCGGACGAGGACUUUGGAGAGGACAUUGACAGCGGCACUGUUGCCGGCGGCGGCCACACGACGCGCCAUUUGGUCCUCGAUCUCAGAGUCAGCCAUGCGCUGCGCUCGCUCAUGGUCGAUCGCGGCCUCUUGUCUGAGCAAGAUGCCGUCCUCGAGGAGGAAUCUGCCCUGUCACGGGGCCUUCUCGAGUUCGUGAGCAAGCCUCACAUUCGCGUGCCCCCGGAGCUCACAGACCGAUCGCACCCGCUGCCUGAAUACUUCAUCAGCUCUAGCCACAACACCUACCUGAUGGCGCAUCAGCUCUUCGGCGACUCCAACGCUACGGCCUAUGACACUGCGCUACGCACUGGUGCUCGAUGCGUCGAGAUUGACGCCUGGGACAAUAGCGACAACAAGGCCGAGCCCAAGGUCACCCACGGCUACACCAUGGUUUCCCACAUCCCCUUCCGCGCCGUCUGCGAGACCAUCCGCGAUGCCAUCGACAGAGAGGCCGCCGAGUCCGCCGCCACAGGAUCCUUCCGCGCGGCGCCCGUCAUGUUGUCGCUGGAGAACCACUGCGACGCCGAGGGCCAGCAACGCCUCGUCGACAUCAUGAUUGAGGUAUGGGGCCACCGGCUCCUCAGCAAAGCGGUCCGGGAGCAUGGCCACCGGGAGCAGGCCGGUGAGGGAGAGCAUGUGACCCUGGAGGAGCUGGGCUCCAAGAUUGCCGUGAUUGUCGAACAUCACAUCCAGGGCGAGGUGGAGAGCGACACCGAUUCCAGUGAUUCCAGUGAUUCUGAGGAAGAGGACGAGAAGAAGGCGCGGAAAGAUUACAAAGAGAAAAAGAAAUCUGCAUGUGCCAUCAUCAUUCCGGAGCUGGCUCACUUGGGCGUCUACGCCCAGUCGGUCAAGCCCACAAACGACUCGUGGUACACGGGAGAGCUCAUCAGCGGCCCUCACCACCAUCUCAUCAACGUGUCCGAGUCGGGCUUGGGUGCCCUCCUCCCUGAGCACAACGAGGCCAUUUCGAAGCACAAUGCCCACCACCUGAUGCGAGUGUUCCCCAAGGGAACCCGCAUCUCCUCCAGCAACCUCAAGCCCGCCGCCUACUGGGGCAUUGGCGCGCAGAUCUGCGCACUCAACCUGCAGAACUUUGGCACCAGCAACCAGCUCAACGAAGCCCUCUUCAGCGGCACGGAUGGAUAUGUGCUGAAGCCUGCAGCUCUCCGGGCCGGCGGCAGCGGAAGGCUCAACACAGGCAGGAAGAAGAAGCUGACGCUCCAUGUCGCGGGAGCGACCGACAUUCCCCUCCACGAAGACUCAGAGUCCGAUGGCAUCAAGCCGUAUCUGACAUGCUCCCUCUACCACCCCGACGACCUGAAGAACGAGCCACCCAAGCGCAAGACGUCACCCUACAAGCAGCACAGGCUAGGCUUCCUCCACCGCGGCGAGAACCCGCCGCCCACGGACCCGAUCUGGGACGAGACGCUGGAGUGGGAGUACGAAGAAAACGAGAUGGUGUUCCUGCGGAUGCUCGUCAAGAGCGACGAGAGCUGGAGCAAGAACCCCAUGUUUGCGGUCGCGGCGGUGCGGCUGCACUACGUGGUGCCGGGCUGGAGCUUCAUCCGGAUGCUGGACAUGCGGGGCCACGAGACCAAGUGCUCUAUCCUUGUGCGGUUUGACAUUACGGAUGCUUGAUGAGAUGGUUGGUCAAUGAUGGAUGUGAUGUACCGAUUUGGCUUCGUCUGAUACGGGUUAUGAUAUUUUCCUGUCAUGUUUGUCUUUUGUCUAUAUGUACGGACCAUGUAAGGUCCCACGUCAAUAAAACGGAAUGGCUUGCUGUCCUUCGUCGCUGCCUCAUGAUGUUAUCUCAUGGGAGCCUCAUACAGCGGGAUGCAUAAAGUGUGCAACCGAUCCAAGUCGAUAAUACAAUACGCAAGUCUAUAUUAAGGUACAAUUUAUCGUCAAUAUGAGGGUUAAGCUAAUGGUUAUGGUAAAGCAUUUAUUUUAUGUUUAUAUUAUUAGAAAACCAACACCUUAGUAUAAAGCAC
Molecule: messenger RNA, 2380 nt
Organism: Ilyonectria robusta
Lineage: Eukaryota; Fungi; Ascomycota; Sordariomycetes; Hypocreales; Nectriaceae
Product: PLC-like phosphodiesterase
Exons: 1
Coding region: 285-2027 (580 amino acids)
Biological process (GO): phosphatidylinositol-mediated signaling; lipid metabolic process
Molecular function (GO): phosphatidylinositol-4,5-bisphosphate phospholipase C activity
Source: RefSeq, a predicted model, not a curated record